UCGUCCUCUCCGCUUUGAUUGGCAGAUCCACAUGGUGCGACCGCGCGCCAUGAGCGCCGCGCUCCCAUUGGUCCGUGUCCACCCAUCAGACCAUGUGUGCCGAGCUCCCAUUGGUCCACGCCCGGCUAUCAGGCGAUGGAAGAACGUCCGUCUUUUGUCACUGAUGCAAGACACAGAAGGACUGCUCUGGAUACCAAGAUUACGUACUUGAAGAUAUCACAGAACCCAGAGUAGCUCAUUCCCAGAUUUUGUUAAGGCAGACUCGGUAUCUUUGGAUUUCUCUUCAAGAGAAGGUGAGAGUCAAAGCAUAGGAGGAGCCAUCGCUGUCGUCGACAGGCUGAGUUUGUGGGAUCACGAGUGUCAAUCAGCGUGGAAAAAUGUCUUUGCCCCCAGGAGCGCUUAGACUUAUUGCCCUGUUCCUCUUCAUGGCUAAACAUGGAGAAGACCUGUACCAAUACACCGGGAAAGAGUUCAAGUUGGCGGUAGCAGCUUACUUGGUGGUGGAGCUCCUGAUAUAUUACCACUAUCAUGGACAGAAAACUGCCACAAAAUCUAAGAAGAGGGUAUCAUUUGCGCUCCCAGGCCUUAGUGAGACUGGCUGUAAAGUGAGGCUGACUGAGACAGGAAUUUCUAUAUUAAAAAGACCAGUCGUCGCCAAUGGAAGUGCUACCCAGAGAGAAAUCCCAGAAGACCCAGAAGUUCUGGUGGUCGGUGCAGGAAUCCUGGGAUCAGCGAUGGCAGCUGCGCUGGGACAGGACCGGAGGAGGGUAGUUGUGAUUGAGCGCGACCUGCGGCAACCCGACAGGAUUGUGGGAGAGCUCCUACAGCCAGGCGGGCUGCAAGCUCUCAGGGCUCUGGGUCUGGGAGGUGCAGUAGAAGGCAUCGAUGCCCAUCAUGUUCAAGGCUAUGUGGUCCACGACCUUGACUCUGGCAAAAAUGUGAAGCUGACCUACCCCAAGGACGAGAGCUGCGCUGUGAUGGAGGGACGGUCCUUCCACCAUGGCAGGUUCAUCAUGGGACUCCGCAGGGAAGCACAGAAACAAGCAAGUGUGAGCAUGCUGGAGGGAACAGUGACAAAACUGUUGGAGGAAGAGGGACGCAUUGUGGGUGUGGUGUACAAGGACAAGCAGACAGACACUGUCAAGGAGAUACGAGCUCCCCUCACGGUUGUAGCAGACGGCUGCUUCUCCCGGUUCCGUAAGACCCUGGUGAAGUCCAAGGUGAACACCACCUCUCACUUUGUGGGGACCAUCAUGAUCAACUGUCCUCAGUUUGAGAAGCACCAUGCAGAAGUCGUCCUAGCGGACCCCAGCCCUCUGCUGGUCUACCAGAUUGCUUCUCAUGACACCAGGGUUCUGGUGGACAUACAGGGAGACAUGCCAAGAGACAUGAAACACUACCUGAGCACCAAGAUUCUACCACAGCUACCAGAUCACCUGAAAGAGCCCUUCACAGACGCGCUGCAGAAUGACAGGAUACGGAGCAUGCCCAAUAGCUUCCUUCCGCCAGCCCCAGUUCAGAAGCCCGGUGUCCUCCUGCUGGGUGAUGCGUACAACAUGAGACAUCCCCUGACGGGGGGCGGCAUGAGUGUGGCCCUGAACGAUGUCCUCAUCUGGCGCUCCCUGAUCCAGCAGAUCCCUGACCUCAGCAACGCCACGGCUGUGUCUCAGGCACUGAAGGACUUCCACUGGGGCAGGAAGCAGUCCCACUCCUUUGUGGUGAAUGUGCUGGCAAUGGCGCUGUAUCAGCUGUUUGCUGCUCAAGAUGAACAUUUGAAGCAGAUGAAGCAGGCAUGUUUCAGCUACUUUAACCUGGGCGGAACUGCUCAGUCUGGACCAAUAGGACUGCUGUCUGUAUUGACCCCCAGACCCACCCUCCUGAUUGGUCACUUCUUUGCUGUUGCAAUGUAUGCUGGGUACUUUGCCUUCAAGUCCCAGCCGUGGUGGGCCGUCCACCGUGCCGUGUACAACUUUGUCGCCAUUCUGUACAAGGCCUGUGGGAUUCUGUUUCCUCUCAUCUGGUCCGAGUUCUAUUCAGUCUACCUGUCUACAUAGAACUUUCAGAGGAUGAAUAUUGCCACUAACUGUAUAUACAUAAUGUUAAAAUGAUGAUAUAGUGGGAGAGAAUGUACAUAAUUCAGUCUAUAUAUUGUUAUGCAGUAAACAGUCUGGUCGACUUGAAACUUAGUUUUAUGUAAGAAAUGUUUUAUACAUCAAAAAUUAAAUUAAAAAAAAUAUUUAAAAGCUGUACUCCUACAUAAAUUGUAGUACUGUAUGAACUUCAGUUGUACUAAGAGUUCAACUAUUUCCCAACAGAGAAACUGGACUCAAAUUCUAACAGUUUCCAGGUUGUCAUCCAGGGUAACUAGGAACCCAAUUGCAUUGCUGAAGACACAUGACCUUCUGGCAUGUGUGACGUCAGCAAGGGGUAAAAGUGCUUGGAAGCCAUAAUAUAGAAAAACAUUAUUGGGGCACAACAAUUGGAACAUGUACAAUGAAUGAGUACAAAAUAUUACUCACUUUCAUGCUAUUAUGUAACACAGUUGUGUUUACUGUUCAUGGAAUGGAUCUCAUUAUUGGGACUACUGCAAUGCAAGUGGCUGCUGAUAGUAACUUUUUUUUGAUACACUGUCAAAUAGAAUUUUCUACAGAUGUUUUAAAUAAGAACAUCAAUGUUACCUGAUUUGUAAUAUGCAAUGUAUUUGAAAAUGACGAGGUAACAAUAAAACAAGAUGACAAUGACCAA
Molecule: messenger RNA, 2745 nt
Organism: Branchiostoma floridae (Florida lancelet)
Lineage: Eukaryota; Metazoa; Chordata; Leptocardii; Amphioxiformes; Branchiostomatidae
Product: squalene monooxygenase-like
Exons: 12
Coding region: 378-2054 (558 amino acids)
Biological process (GO): cholesterol metabolic process; sterol biosynthetic process
Cellular component (GO): endoplasmic reticulum; membrane
Molecular function (GO): squalene monooxygenase activity; flavin adenine dinucleotide binding
Source: RefSeq, a predicted model, not a curated record